Messenger RNA from Penicillium oxalicum, 1125 nucleotides. Its product is annotated as NAD(P)-dependent alcohol dehydrogenase. Gene Ontology annotation, molecular function: alcohol dehydrogenase (NADP+) activity; zinc ion binding. Lineage: Eukaryota; Fungi; Ascomycota; Eurotiomycetes; Eurotiales; Aspergillaceae. The record is from RefSeq and is a predicted model, not a curated record. Gene Ontology annotation, biological process: alcohol metabolic process. The transcript is spliced from 2 exons. The coding region runs from base 1 to 1125 and encodes 374 amino acids.
AUGGCCAAGCCUGCUAGUGAGCCGCCAGCAAAGACAUUCAAGGGUUGGGUCGCCCACGACGCGACCAAUCCCUUGGUUUACACGGAUUUCACGCCGAAGCCGUUCACUGAGACGGAUAUUGAAAUCCGCAUUACCCACUGCGGUAUCUGUGGCUCUGAUGUGCACACUUUGCGAUCGGGCUGGGGUCCCACCGAUUAUCCCUGUGUUGUCGGUCAUGAAAUCGUCGGCAUUGUAGAGCGCAUAGGCGACAAAGUCCCCCAUCUGUCCAGUUCUGCAGCAUCGGCCUCCAUCCGAGUAGGCGACCGAGUCGGUAUUGGCGCCCAGAGCGGCUCCUGUCUUCGGCCAGACUGCGAAGCUUGUGCCGACGGUCAAGAGAGCUAUUGCACACGCAUGACGGGUACUUAUAACGGGCGGUACCCGGACAAGAGCAAGUCGUACGGUGGCUACGCCGCGCGGUGGCGCGGACCAGCGCACUUUGCCGUCAAAAUCCCUGACGCGCUUCCCAGCGCCGAGGCUGCGCCUCUGCUCUGCGGAGGCGUCACUGUCUUCGCGCCCCUGCGCAAAUGGGGUGCCGGGCCGGGCAAAACCGUCGGUGUCAUUGGUGUUGGGGGACUCGGACACUUGGGAAUUCAGUUCGCGAAGGCGCUUGGUGCGGACCGAGUCGUUGCCAUUUCACGAUCGUCAAGCAAAAAGGCAGAUUCGAUUGAGGGACUUGGAGCGGAUGCGUUUAUCGCGACGGGGGAGGAGAAAGGGUGGGCCAAGACGCACGCGCGAAGUAUCGAUAUUCUCUUAUCUACUGUGUCUGGGCCGGGAAUGCCCUUGGGUCAGUACUUGCGACUGUUGAAGCGUGAUGGCGUGUUUGUGCAGGUUGGAGCUCCGGAAGAGGCAUUGCCGCCUUUGAUGGCCUUCUCGUUGAUUCAGAAAAGUGUCAAGAUUACCGGGUCGAAUAUUGGGUCGCCCGAGGACAUUCGACAGAUGCUUGCGCUGGCAGCGGAGAAGCGGGUGUUGCCGUGGAUUCAGAAGAGACCGAUGGAGGAUGUCAAUGCGGCCUUGGCAGAUAUGCAUGAUGGCAAGGCGAGGUAUCGCUAUGUACUGGAGAAUGGCGAGGUGCAGGCCAAGCUGUAA